Molecule: messenger RNA, 1356 nt
Organism: Camellia sinensis
Lineage: Eukaryota; Viridiplantae; Streptophyta; Magnoliopsida; Ericales; Theaceae
Source: RefSeq, a predicted model, not a curated record
AUGGAAGAGUUGCAAACCUAUGGAAGUUCAAACUCAAGCAAAAAUAUAUUUGAUGACACCAAAAUCAGUGCUGAAGAGGUUUUCGACAGCAAAGAUGAAUUGCUCACUUGGGUAUGUGAUAUUGGAAGGGCAAAUGGCUUUGUUAUUGUUAUAAGGACAUCAGACUAUGGUGGCGGUACCAAGAGACCAAGAAUUUAUCUUGCUUGUGAGCGGAGUGCAAAGUAUAGAUCAUGUAAAAAGUUGAAAGAUGGCUCAAAAGACUUAUUGAGACAAACUGCUGCGAAGCAUCUCCAAGGACAUUCAUAUGUAGGGAGAUUGUCAACUAAUGAAAAGUCGUUGUUAGUAGAUAUGUCAAAGAGCCUAAAAGCUGGUAGAUCCCAGAUGCAACAACUACUGGGUGAAUUAGCGAAACAUAAGUACAUUGAGCAUCAUCGAUGUGAGGAAGGCUCUAUGACUGUCACAGACUUGUUUUGGGCACAUCCAGUGAGUUUGGAUUUGCUCCGUACAUUCCCUCGUGUGUUGAUUAUGGAUUACACAUAUAAGACAAAUAGAUAUCGACUUCCUCUUCUUGAAAUUGUGGGAGUGACAUCAACUCAUAUGGCAUUCUUUGUGGCUAUCGCAUACUUGCAAACUGAGUGGGUUGAUAAUUAUGAAUGGAGAGCUCCAGGUAAUGUGUCUAUUUGUGCAUUGGAGUACGUGUUGGCAAAGAGUAAGAGAGAAAAUUCAGUUGGAAUUGAUGUUGCAGCAUGUGGGUGUGUUCUUAGGCACACACAUGGUUUACCUUGUGCUCACGAGAUUGUAGAUUACAUGAGACAAGGCCGUCCUAUUCCACUCAGUAGCAUACAUGUACAUUGGACGCGACUUACUAUAUGUGUGCAUAAUCCAAAGGUUAAGAAAUUGGAAUUGACUUGUAUUCCAGAACUUGAGAUGAUUUUGAAGCAGUUCAAUGAGUCUGAUAUUGCCAUGAAAUUAGAUAUGUUGAAAAAGUUGAGGGAAAUUGCAAAUCCAGCGAGCACUUUUCUUAUUGAACCUGAUGUGAAACCUAAUCCACGUCGAGGACAUAAGAAAACUGAUAUAUCUUGUCGUCGUGACCCGUGUGCAUUUGAGUUUGUUGACGAUGGCCAUGAUAACCAGAGCACAUUAGCUCCCAGUCAGUCACAGAAAAAGAGAGCUUCGAAAGUGCUUGAUAAGAAGCGGAAUGUGAAGACAAAGACAUAUCAUACAAGAACAAGUUUACCGAGUGCAAAUGCUGGUGACUUCCCGCCUAUGUUAAUACCAUUCAUAAAGUUGAUGAAGGAUGUAGAUGGUGAUGGAAAUUGUGAUUUUAGAGCUAUUGCAAGUUUACUUGGUCUUUGA